AUUUUAGUUUACAGACCUAAAUCCAUCAGUAGUAACUGCAAAAUUCCUCUAGAAACUAGAAACAUCAACAAAAAUGGCCGCCGCAGCUGCUGGACCACCACCACCAACUCCAACACCGAUUCCAUCAAUGACACUACCAGAAAACCCCGCUGCAAACGCCAUUUUCGUCAGAAUCCGAUUAGCUGUACCAACUGAUGUCCCUCAUAUUCACAAAUUGAUCCAUCAAAUGGCAGUAUUCGAACGUCUAACUCACUUAUUUGAAGCAACCCAGGAGAAUCUAACCACAACCCUUUUCAACUCGCCACCUUUCAAAUCGUUCACUGUUUUCAUUCUUGAAGUUUCAAGAUUACCAUUUCCAAAUGAUCGACAUUCUGUAAACCCUAAUUACCCUUCUGUUACUCAGAUGGUGAAUCUUGAUACCAAUAUUGAAGAUCCAGAAGCUCAUAACUUCCAAGUUGAUUCUGAUGUUGUUGUUGCUGGUUUUACUUUGUUUUUCCCAAAUUAUUCAACAUUUUUAGCAAGACCAGGGUUUUACAUUGAAGAUAUAUUUGUCAGAGAAUGUUAUAGGAGGAAAGGGUUAGGGAAAAUGUUGUUAUCUGCCGUGGCUGCUCAAGCUGUGAAAAUGGGGUAUGGACGUGUUGAAUGGUGUGUUUUGGAUUGGAAUAUCAAUGCUAUCAAGUUUUAUGAAGAAAUGGGUGCUCAAGUUUUUCAGGAAUGGAGGAUUUGUAGGUUGACCGGUGAUGCUUUGAAUGGUUGUGGAGGAGGUAAUUAGAGGUUUUUUUAGUUUCAUGUUAUGAAUUAUUAGUCUUCUAAUAAAGUUGGAAGUUUUGUUAUGUUUAGUAUUUCGUGUCUCAUUUGUGACAGUGAAAUGGGAACUAUUAUGUUAAGUAUUAUGUAAUGUUGAAUUAUCAGUCUAAUCCAUUGAUGAUGCAAGUUUGUUGCUACCUUUCUAGUUGAAGAAAUGGGAUGACAUGUUUUAGGUUUUAUGUAGUU
Messenger RNA from Papaver somniferum (opium poppy), 993 nucleotides. RefSeq names its product probable acetyltransferase NATA1-like. The record is from RefSeq and is a predicted model, not a curated record. The coding region runs from base 74 to 772 and encodes 232 amino acids. Lineage: Eukaryota; Viridiplantae; Streptophyta; Magnoliopsida; Ranunculales; Papaveraceae. The transcript has a single exon. Gene Ontology annotation, molecular function: N-acetyltransferase activity.